Messenger RNA from Esox lucius (northern pike), 3601 nucleotides. It is a transcript of the gene rmnd5b, whose product is annotated as required for meiotic nuclear division 5 homolog B. Lineage: Eukaryota; Metazoa; Chordata; Actinopteri; Esociformes; Esocidae. The transcript has 10 exons. The record is from RefSeq and is a predicted model, not a curated record. Gene Ontology annotation, cellular component: cytoplasm; GID complex; nucleus. Gene Ontology annotation, molecular function: ubiquitin protein ligase activity; protein binding. Bases 308 to 1483 code for a protein of 391 amino acids. Gene Ontology annotation, biological process: proteasome-mediated ubiquitin-dependent protein catabolic process.
UAUGUUCUGACAUGUCGUUGGUAAUUUGACAAUUAUAUACAUAUUUUUACUUAUCUUUCAUGUAAAGCAUUACAGUACAUUAUUAUUAAGAAGUCAGAGCUUAACAGCGUCUCUCUGUCGCUCGGUUAGCAUUAGCCAACGCGUUGCUAGCUAGCAGUUUGUUUACGUUAAUGCGACAACUUGGAAGUGUAUAAGAAAGGACAUAAUAACAACGUUCCCACCAACAUUCCGUACCAUUAUGAGUGUUCUGAUUUUAAUCAUGUCUUAAAAACAAGGUGGUAGUGAAUGUGAUAGUUCCUGUCUAGCCAUGGAGCAGUGUGCGUGUGUGGAACGGGAGCUGGAAAAGGUGCUCCAUCGGUUCGUCAUGUACGGACACCAGUCCGAGGAACGGCUGGAUGAACUUCUUCGCAGCGUCUGUGAGCUACGGGGACAACUGGUCACAUUCGGGGUACAAGAUGCAGAUCUGUCAGUGCUGUCUCAGACGAUGGCCCAGUGUUGUAAGAACAUUAAGGAAACAGUACAGCUGCUGGCCUCCAGACACAAGGACAUUCACGGCAGUGUCUCCAAAGUGGGAAAAGCUAUCGACAGGAACUUUGAUGCUGAGGUGAGUGCGGUGGUAGCAGAGACAGUGUGGGACUCACCUGAGAGACAGAAGUACCUAAGUGAGACCAUUGUGGAACACCUGUACAGACAAGGCAUGCUCAGUGUGGCAGAAGACCUGUGUCAGGAGUCUGGAGUAGUGAUUGACAUGAGCAUGAAGCAGCCAUUUUUGGAACUCAACAGAAUCUUGGAGGCCUUAAGGAUGCAGAAUCUCAGACCAGCACUGGAAUGGGCUGUAACCAACCGCCAGCGCCUACUGGACCUAAACAGCACGCUGGAGUUCAAGCUGCACCGCCUCUACUUCAUCAGCCUGCUGAACGGAGGCAUCACCAAUCAGCUGGAGGCGUUGCAGUAUGCCAGGCACUUCCAGCCCUUCGCCUCGCAGCAUCAGCGAGACAUCCAGAUCCUGAUGGGUAGCCUGGUGUACCUGCGCCACGGCAUAGAGAACUCCCCUUACCGCUCCCUUCUAGAGACCAACCAGUGGGCUGAGAUCUGUAAUAUCUUCACCAGGGAUGCCUGUGCUCUGCUGGGGUUGUCUGUAGAGUCACCGCUCAGUGUCAGUUUUGCAUCAGGCUGCAUGGCUCUACCCGUCCUCAUGAACAUCAAACAGGUGAUCGAACAGAGACAGUGUAGCGGAGUCUGGACGCACAAGGACGAGCUGCCUAUUGAGAUAGACCUGGGGAAGAAGUGCUGGUACCACUCCGUGUUUGCCUGUCCCAUUCUCCGGCAGCAGACGUCAGAGAGCAACCCACCCAUGAAGCUCAUUUGUGGACACGUCAUUUCCAGAGACGCCCUCAACAAACUCACCAAUGCUGGGAAACUGAAAUGCCCGUACUGUCCCAUGGAGCAGAACCCGUCAGAUGCCAAGCAGAUCUUCUUUUGAUCCUCCAUUCUGUUUCCUGAAACCCUCUGGAAAGAAACCCAAAGGGACCCAGGCAGAGGGGAGCCCCCUGGAGCUCCUGUUCGUACCUGUUAGUCCGGGACCCCUGGAAAUUUCCCACCCUACGUCCUCACAUGCACCAGCCCCCCACCCCCCAGCUUGGACAGAUUACCCCCCCACCCCUCCGUUGUGACGGCCCAGUGCUGCAAUACCCCUGCCCUGUCAACGCCUCCAAGUGAAAAAGACUGAUGUAGAUAGCCUGCCUUUAAAUUCAACCCUUAAAAAGAGACUGAGGAGGAAGUCCACAUGAGAACCUGGCAAUGAAAUGUCUCCGAAAAGGAUCCUUCAUUUAUUGACACUUGUUCAUUUGCAACUGCUUGCAGAACUAAUGAUAGGCUCUUUUUUUACAGAUGUGUUGUUACAUCUUUUUUUUUUUUUUUUUUUUUUUUUUGAUCUAGCUGAGUUCAGUUUUUGGAUGACUUCGGCUCUUUUUUUAAAAAGAAAAGUUAUUUCCUUUAUCCAUCCUAUCUUUAGGUUUUCCUCUGUGUGUAGAAUGGGUUGGUUGAAUAAUUCAGAGGGUGUUUGAGGGGUGAUAUGACACCUUGGUUUCUACACAGCGUUCUGGUUUCAGGAGAAUAUUUAAACUUCUAUAUUACAGAGGUUAAAGCAUGGCCUCUGAGAAAGUAUAUUCACAUAUAAAUUGUAUUGAGAGGUUAUGAUUGGUGGAUGUGACCGUGGUGACAUUUUGUGAAUAGAACACUGAUUGUAAUAUAUUUUUUUCAUUUCUCCUUGGCGGUGGCAUAUAAUAAAAGCCCUGAUUAGUUGAAGGUUACUGAGUUACAGUACAUCAAAAGUUGUGAUGGAAAGGUAAAGGCUGGUUUUAUGACCAGUUCUAAUAACAAGAAUGAUCCGAAAGCAGGAAGCCAUGUUUUUUGGUUCAUGUAAGUAAUUAACAAAUAGAAGAAAAAAAAAAAAAGGAAAAUAUACUACUGUGAUUUCUGCUUUUUGUUUUAUUUUUCAUCGCUAGAUUUGUCCUGUAAAAUAGUGAAGCCAUGGAAGUCAUAACACGUUUUAUGAAACAAUUAUGCACAAAAUUGCCCCAUGUUUCUUGGGUUGUCUCCAACAGGGUGGUGUCAUUCAUGGAUCAUGGAUGUCAGAAGUUGGUUCAUGCUGGCACCUGCUCUUGGCUGUGCUUCAUCUAAAUCAGAACGUCUACUCAUUUUGUCAGCGCUUCAACAGACCAUCAAGCUACAGUCCACGCACUGCCUCAGAGCCUGAGGAAAUGGAUGAGCAUGUCUUGGGAAGAUCAAAUCCUUCAUGGUCCGAAUUGAUAGUUCCCGCCCAUGAAAUGCCGAUGCCAACAAGUUCUGCACCAGCAUCUAAUAACAGCCAAUACAAAGUAGCAGUCCAUUAUAUAUCAAUUCUGCACUGCUUUCAUGUCAGACAGAAUGAUAAUGGCAGGUAUUUUAAUAAUGUGUGACUAUUUUAUGGUUUGUGUGUGUGCACCUGUGUUUUGUGUUUGGAUUUUUUAUUUACUGUUUUUGGUUGACAAUCAUCUCUUCCACAUUACAUUAAGAUCUGUUAUGGCUUCUUCCUCUGGUUCUUUUAUUUUUCCAGUAGUCAGAGUUAUUGACUUCCUGUAUGAUAUGUUUGCAUUUUACCUGCUUCUCAUUCUUUAUCAAAGUUUUAUUGUAAAUAUUUAUCCUCUAACAUGUUUCAUAUUAUACUUGCAUCUUAAAAUGGAAUAAAAACUUUAUACUCCAGCUCUGUUUGUUUAUGAAAGGUAUCAGAGUUUGGUAGGUUUUGGUUUUGGUGAACUGCAGGAAUCUAUACUGACCUAAUUAUGUUUGGUUGACCUUUGCUACUGAGAUUGACUUGCAUGCACACCCUGUUUGAUGCCACCAGAUGCUGACGUAACCAAACUGAUAUAUAAUAAAUUGUGUUUCAGCCUCUGAGAUUUAGGUUUCAGAAAAUGUCUAUUAUCUGGCACCAUGGCUAGCUGUUUUCACUUCUCACAAUCAAUUUACCUAACUUACACCUCAUGUUGAAGUUGAAUCUGUCAUUGACGGACAAAAAAGGCAUAGUAAUUGUGUUGGAUUAAUAAAGUUUGAGUUCAUCAUU